Messenger RNA from Paramisgurnus dabryanus, 9450 nucleotides. RefSeq names its product collagen alpha-6(VI) chain. Lineage: Eukaryota; Metazoa; Chordata; Actinopteri; Cypriniformes; Cobitidae. The record is from RefSeq and is a predicted model, not a curated record. Gene Ontology annotation, molecular function: serine-type endopeptidase inhibitor activity.
AGGAGUCAUCUUCUCCUAAAAUGGAAAUGAAAAUGAUCUUCUUGAGGAUGAUGGCGUUGAGGAGUGGCUUGAUAAGAUUCAUUAGAUUUGAGGUUUUUCCCUCAGGUUGAUUCAUCCUUUGUCUUUGGUGUCGGUGUGGGGCACAAGAUACUGUAAGGAUGAAGAAAGAUUGGGAAUUAUUGGGAUUGCUUCUCCUAACAUUAUGUUUUUAUGUCAGCAAUGGCCAAAGAGUUGUUUGUAGACAGGAGGGUGUGGCAGACAUCGUGUUUCUGGUGGAUGGCUCUGGCAGCAUUGGGCUGGAAAACUUCAAGCAAAUCCGUGAAUUCCUCUUCUCUCUAGUAAACCACUUUGAAGUUUCCGCUGACAAAGUGCAGAUCGGUCUGGUUCAGUACAGUGACGAGCCACAAACUGAGUUUUUCCUCAAAGAUUAUCGAAACAAAGAGGAAAUUCUCAACUAUAUUACAAAUCUGCCUUAUAAAAAGGGCAACACAUAUACUGGCCAGGGUCUGGAGUUCCUGCUAAGGAAACAUUUCAUCCAGGAGGCCGGAAGUCGCAUACAGCACGAAGUUCCUCAGAUUGCCAUCGUCAUCACGGAUGGAGAAUCUCAGGAUAAGGUGGAAUCGCACGCUCAGAAGCUCAGAGAAAGCGGGAUUGAAUUGUUUGCCAUAGGGAUCAAAGAUGCAAAUGAGACUAUGCUAAAACAGAUCGCAAGCAAGCCACACAGUGAACACGUCUACAGCGUCUCAGACUUUAAGGCUCUGAAGGGAAUCUUUCAGAGUGUAAUCCAUCAGCUGUGUACUACAGUAGAGGUAGCACACAGUGAGGUUGUCAUGACGAUGAGAGAAUGCAAUGAGACCGCUCAGGCAGAUGUCGUGCUUGUCGUGGACUCGUCCGGCAGCAUUGGGGAAAAAGACUUUGCAGAAGUGAAGACGUUCCUUCAUACUGUAGUGGACAAAUUCAACCUUCAAAAUGAGAGAGUGAGACUGGGUCUCAUCCAGUACAGUCAACAACCACACCCAGAGUUUCUGCUUGGUGACUACUUGGAUAAGAGCGACCUGCACCAAAAAGUGAAUAAUCUUAUCUACCAUAAAGGAGGAACUAACACAGGUCAAGCUCUGACUUUCAUCCGUGAGAACUAUUUCAACCGGGCCAGGGAAAACGUCGCUCGGAUUGCCAUACUCAUCACUGAUGGUGAAUCCCAAGAUCCUGUAGAGGAACCAGCCCAGAAGCUACGGAGCCAGGGAAUUGCCAUCUUUGUGAUCAAGGUGGGAAAGAGCAACAUGCCAAAACUGCAUACCAUUGCCAGCAUCCCGCAUGAGGAGUUUGUGUUUAGUAUUGACAGUUAUCAAGAACUGAAAGGUCUACAAGAAAGCCUGCGCAAAAGAGUCUGCCUUACUGCCAGUGACCAAGCUUUUCCGAAGUUUGCUGAUCUCUUCAUACUGGUUGAUAGUUCGGCAUCUAGACAAGAUACAAGUUUGAUCAAGAAUUUUUUAAUAAGAUUGAUUAACCAGCUCAUUGUGGGGAAGAAUAAAAAUCGCAUCGGCCUGGCUCAGUUCAGCGAGAACGUCAAAGAGGAAUUCCUGUUAAAUACCGAGAUCACCAAGCACGAAAUGGUGACUCGUGUCCGCACCCUCCAGUUGAGGCCUUCAGGGCAACGCAGAAUUGGUAAUGCGAUUGAAUAUGCUCACAAACAUUAUUUCAACACUGCGGCAGGGAGCCGCGCGUCCGAAGGCUUUAAGCAGUUCCUGUUAGUCAUUUCAGCGGGUGAAUCUGCUGAUGGUGUCGUCCAAGCAGCCCGCUCGAUUAAAAAAGAUGCAGUGACCGUUUUUGCAGUUGGAUUGCCCAAAGCUGAAAAGUAUGAGUUGAAGGAUAUCUCUACUGGAAUGCAUAACUACGAGAUAGUUAGUACUAUUAUGGGAAAUCAAGUGCAACAAAAGAUCAAGACUGUCAUCGACACACUGGAUGAGGGUGCUGUCACAGAGGAAUGCAGGAUGGACGUUGUGGCAGAUAUUGCAUUUAUUGUCGACCAGUCCAGCAAUGUCAGAUCCGGACAUUUCCGUCGUGUGCGCAACUUUCUUAAGGAAACUAUCAGAGCUCUCGAAAUAGAGUAUAACAAUAAAACAAAAAAAAUAAAUAUAAAGGUGGCGGUGAUCCUCUACAGCAACACCUCUCAGUGUGACGUUUACUUCAACACUUUCAAUAAGAAGGAUGCUAUCCUCAACUACAUUAAAAGCAUUUCUUCUGGCCAUGGAAAAACGAAUACAGGAGAUGCUCUUAAGUUUGCUGAAGAGAGGGUUUUCACCAAAGCAAGAGGCAGCAGAAGACACGAGCACGUUCAGCAGGUGGCUGUUGUCAUCACAGAUGGAAAGUCGUCAGAUAAUGCAUCCAGCGCUGCGGCGUCGUUGCGUCGUUCUGGCGUCACUGUGUUUGCAGUUGGUAUACAAGAACCAUCGGAGUCCGAUUUGAGACAAAUCGCAUCGUACCCACACAACAAGUUUGUGUUCAACCUGGAAAACUUCAAUGAACUGAAUUCACUUGCCCAGAUUUUACCCAGAACGCUUUGCAAUGAUAUCACAGACACCACCAUACCUUCGACAAAAUUUAGUGCAAUACAAGAAGGAUGCAGGCAAACAGAAGAAGCCGACAUCUACUUUCUGCUGGAUGAAUCGGGAAGUAUAUCCUACAGUGACUUUGAAGAAAUGAAAAGCUUCAUUAUGGAAUUUCUGGAAGUGUUCGAGAUCGCACAGGAUAAGGUGCGCGUUGGCGUGGUGAAGUUUGCUUCCCAAGCAACGGUCAUUUUCCAAUUAGACACUUACAGCACGAAAGUCGCCAUCCAGGAGAAAGUGAAAAGCCUUAUUAUGUAUGGAGGCGGCACCAGGACCGAUUUGGGGUUGCUCGAAAUGAUACCGUUGUUCAAAGAUGCUGCACGCACCCGUGGGAAGAAGGUUCGCGAACUUCUCAUCGUGAUCACAGACGGAAAGUCGGAAGACACAGGGACUCCGGUGCACAUCCAUGCUGAGGAGCUGAGGAAGAUGAAUGUCGACAUUUACGCUAUUGGUGUGAAAGACGCCUUUUUGCCCGAGCUGGAGCUAAUAUCUGGCAGCAAAGAAAGAACAUAUUAUGGGAACAACUAUGAUUCCCUCAAAAACAUCAAGAAAGAAAUCCUUAUAGAUAUCUGUUCGUUUGAAGCUUGUGAAGGUCUUCUGGCCGACAUUGUCUUCCUUAUUGACGGCUCAGAAAGAGUUGACCCUGGGGACUUUGACAAGACAAAGGCAUUGCUAGAGUUUAUGGUCAAUAAAUUAGCAAUCGGUCCAAACAAAAAUCAAGUUGCUGUUGUUCAGUACAGCACAAACACACUAGAGCAUUUUUCCUUUGAUAAAGUUUAUGAUAAAGAUAAAAUAAUACAGGAAAUAAGAGCUAUCGAGCAGAUGAUGGGAAAAACGCACACCGGAAAAGCCCUUGCAGAUGUAUUGCAGACCUUUGAAGUAUCGAGAGGCGGACGGUCCGGUGCUUUAAAGUUCCUUAUAGUUCUUACGAACGGAGAGAGUAAUGAUGAAGUGGCCACACCUGCUAAAGACCUGAGAGAGAAUUCCAUUGACAUCUUUACCAUUGGUGUGGGAAAUUCAAACAGGUCUCAAUUGUUGGCUAUCGCUGGAUCGUAUGAAAAAUUGUUUUUCAAAGAAAACUUUGGAUCUCUGAAUGAUUUAAGCAGUGAGAUCGUUCUUAAGAUCUGUAACACAGAAUGCAAAAGACCUGAAUUGAUGGACGUCAUUUUUCUUGUGGAUGCCGCUGGUAGCCCCAAUAAAAAGGGUUUCCAGGAAAUGAAAAGUUUUAUGUCGAAUGUGGUAAGCAAGUCUGAAGUCGGAAAAAAACGGGUACGUUUUGGGACGAUCGUAUACUCCGACCUCCCUCAUUCUGAGUUCACGUUAAAGCAGUAUGACAGGCAGGAUGAGGUUCAAGGUGCCAUCUUGAAUCUUAUUGCCUCUGGGGGAAGCAGAAACACAGCCAAGGCCCUGAAGUAUGCGCUCACCUACUUUAACGAUGAUCAUGGGGGAAGGCGAGCGAAGAAUGUCCCGCAGGUGCUCUUUCUGAUUACAGACGGGCAGGUUAAAGAUCCUUACAAUCUGGCAAACUGGAGUCAAAGUCUGCCAAAAUCGGAAGUCAACGUUAUUGCUAUUGGUACGGCAGGAGCUCAGGAUGCGGAGCUGAAGAUGAUAGCAGGAGACAGAGGACAAUUUCACCGUGUGAGUGAUUAUCAGGCCCUGAAUGGACUGCAAGCACAAAUCAAAAAUGAGCUUUGCAACCUUACCAAACCAGUUUGCGAGAAAGAGCAGGCUGACCUUGUAUUUCUAAUUGAUGGGUCAGAAAGCAUCAAGCCACCAAGCUGGGAGAUCGUCAAAGAAGUUAUGCUUGGCAUCGUGAAUGAGUUAAAUAUAGCUUCAGACAAAUGGCGAGUGGGUGUUGCACAAUUCAGUGAUAAUUUCUUGGAUCACUUUUACUUGAACACGUACAAUACCUCAACAGAUGUAAAUAGAAACAUAAAAAAUAUUAUUCAAAGGCGACAAGGUACAUUAACUUGGUAUGCCCUGAGAAUGGUUAAUGGAUAUUUUACCACAGAGAAUGGAUCCAGAAUAGCAGAGGGAGUCCCUCAGAAUCUGUUGCUGAUCACUGAUGGAGAAGCUACAGAUCCUAAAGACUUGAAUGCCCUGGCUAAUCUCAGAGCCAAGAAGAUAGACAUAACUGUUAUUGGGGUUGGAAAUGAUAUUGCAAAAACUGAGCUGAUUGAAAUAGCUGGAAGUUCUGAUAAAGUUUUCAUCGAGACCUUCGAAAGCCUUGUACUGAAGAAAACCAUAAAAAGAGUGUUAAAUGAACUGUGCACCAGUCCACAAGAUCUAGAGUCAAAUUCUUGUGAUACCGACAUUGGUAUCGGGUUUGACGUGUUGGGACCUCAGAAUGAGAAGCUGGUCAGAGCAGCUAUUCAAAGUAUCUCUGUGUCGCGGGAUCUUUGCUGCAUCAAGAAGGAAAAAAUCGAAACCAAAAUUGGCUACAGGCUGGUUUCUGGUCGGGAUGGCAAGGUUCUGGAGAAUGUAGAAUUUGAGGCGUACAAUGAGGAUGUGCUCAAGAAGUUGUUGUUACAGCCACCCGCCGAACCUCUGGCCUUCAACAAGUUCCUCUUAGAUUCCUUUGAAGAAAAGUUUCGCUCCUCAAAUGCUAAACUAAAGGUGAUGAUACUCUUUACUGAUGGAAUGGAUGACAGCAUUGAAAGUUUGAAGAACAGUUCAAAAAGACUUAGAGAAAGUGGGGUCAGUGCACUGUUGAUUGUCUCUUUGGGGGUAUUCGAGGAUUUUCACAUGCUGGAGUUUGGCAGAGGGUACAAAUACAUGGAGCCACUGUCCAUUAACAUGAUGAAUGUAGGCAACCAUCUUCAACGACAGAUUGAUUCCAUUGGUUUGGGAGUGUGCUGUAAUGUACCAUGUCCAUGCAUUGGUGAACCAGGACCAAUAGGUGUUCCUGGUCCUCUGGGUCCAAAGGGUUUUCCGGGAGAGAAGGGUCACCCUGGAUUUCCUGGAGAUGAGGGUCAUAUGGGUGAAAGAGGACCUCCGGGGAUAAAUGGGACUAAGGGAGAUAAGGGUUGCCGUGGAAUCAGAGGUAUCAAGGGUGAACGAAGCCGCUCUGGACCUAAAGGAGAUGCUGGGGAGGACGGCCUCCAUGGAGUUGAUGGAGAACAGGGUGACACUGGUCCGAAUGGGAUUUCAGGACCUAAAGGAGAUCUAGGCAAUGCUGGUAUGAAAGGUUUGAAGGGGCCACCUGGACCCAAGGGCCACAAUGGUUUGAGAGGAGAUCCUGGCUCAGCAGGAGCAGACAACAGAAUUCGAGGUCCGAAGGGCGAGAGAGGAGAUGCGGGACCCCCGGGUGCCGCGGGGGUGGAUGGAACCCCAGGUGGUAAUGGAGAUAUUGGUGGCAAAGGCGCUCCUGGAAGACGAGGCCCACCAGGACUUCCAGGUGCCACUUCAGAUGAAAAAGGUGAUCCAGGGCAGCGAGGACCUCAAGGUUACCCUGGACAAAGGGGAACAGGUGGUGUUACUGGGCCAAAAGGAAUAAAAGGCGAACCAGGCGUACCUGGAGUUCAGGGUCCGUUCGGCCCGCCUGGGGUUGAUGGGUCAAAAGGAAGGCCGGGAACCAGAGGACCGAUGGGUUUACCAGGUGACAGAGGGAUCAAAGGAGACUAUGGACCAGUAGGACUCCAGGGACAUCCGGGUCAGGAAGGAGCAAUUGGAUUUGGACCUGUAGGACCUAAAGGAAACAAGGGAACCCCUGGAUACAUGGGCUACCCUGGUUUGGAGGGUGAGGAUGGUCCCAAAGGAUCCAGUGGAACUAAAGGACACAAAGGCUAUCCAGGAACACCAGGGAAUGCUGGUCCUUCAGGUAAUCCAGGUCCUAUUGGGGAAACAGGCAUAGAUGGACACACAGGCAAGAAGGGACCCCCCGGAGUCAGUCCAAUGCCUGAAUGUGAACUGGUUGAGUACAUUCGAGACAACUGUGCUUGCUGUGAAGCUCACAGAAGCCAGUGUCCAGUUCACCCCACAGAGCUGGUGUUGGCUCUGGACAUGUCCUCGGGUGUGAACAAUCAAACCUUUCAACAAAUGCUAACCGCUGCCAUCUCCUUGCUGAAGGACAUUAACAUAGCCCAGAAAUCUUGUCCGUGGGGAGCUCGGGUGUCUGUGAUCUCAUACAGCAGUGAGACCAAGUCCCUCAUCCGCUUCUCAGACCACCAAAAGCAGAAGACCCUGGAGGAGGCUAUUAAGAAUAUUCCUCUGGAGAGAACUACAAAAGUCAGAGACAUCGGUCAAGCCAUGCGCUACAUGGCACGAAACAUCUUUAAACGCGUGCGUGAUGGCCAACUGAUGAGAAAGGUGGCCGUGUUCUUCACAAACGGGCCAUCGAGAGAUGCGUUGAGCACUGCAACGGCAAUGCUGGAGCUUCGGGCUGCUGACAUCAGCCUCGGCGUGAUCGCUUUACGUCCUGCGAAUGACGUGAACCAGGCGGUUCAGGUUGAUGACACAGGAAGCUACAUCGUUGUUGAUGGAAAGGGAGUCGAUCGCAUUAAACAGUGCAUCAUUUGUUUUGACCGAUGUAAACCAGACCCAGUGUGUGGUAUUAAUCUGCAGCCGGAAGCCCUGCAGAUGGAUUUGGACCUGUCUGUGCUAAUGGAUGGCUCAGAUGACCUAAACGCUCAACAGUAUCUUGGGGUGAAGGAGCUCACGCUUUCUCUAUUGGACCAGAUUGAGAUGAGCAGCGACCCACACACUGCUGACGGGAAGACCAGGUUGGCCUUCUACCAGCAGAGCUCCAUUUAUGGCUCCUCUUAUAUCCACGAGGAGUUCAGUUUCACUCAAUUCAGGGAUCGUAGCUUGAUGAAAAGACAUAUCACCAAUUCAGUGAACCAAGUUGGUGGGACGUCCCAUCCUGAGUUCGCUUUAGAAUCGAUGAUUACUAACGUCCUCCUGAGUAAUGCUGAGGGACAGCGAAAGAAGCGAAUGGUCAUAGCCGUUUUUGGAGAAGACUCUGAGCAUCUGAAUAAAGAUCAGCUAGAUUAUGUGUCAAAACUGUGUAGAUGUCGAAAUGUUGUUAUGUUUAUCGUCAUGACGGGACAGAAAUUCGACUGGACACAGAUGGAGAAGCUCACCAACUCUCCUCUCGAGAGUCGGCUGGUAUUCAUGGGAUCUCCCAUACAGAGAGAUCGGGAGUACGCCAGACGCUUCAUCUACGCUUUCCUACACCUGCUCAACAGAGAACUUAUUCCUCAAGUGGUGUCACAGCCUCGUGAGUGUGAUGGUUUUAAACCCAGGCCUGUCGAGUUCAAACAAUCUCCUGAUAGAGACAUCGGCACCGGCCCCCAAUUAGGAAAAGCUCCUGAGGAAUAUGAAGAUGUUUAUAAUCCGGGUGAAACACAACCAUUCACAAACUCAUAUCCAGAUGACGUCACUGAGCCGUUUACAGAUCAAUACGAAUAUGACCAGGCUGAUGCCCCCAAGAUCAAUACUGCUCGAUGUUUUCUUGAGAAAGAUUCAGGCACCGCAUGUGAGUCGUAUGAGAUCAGAUGGCACUACAACCAGAAAGCACAGAAAUGCCAGCAGUUCUGGUAUGGAGGUUGUGGAGGAAACGAAAACCGUUUUUUGACAGAGGCGGAGUGUUUCAGCGAAUGUGGCUCGACAGUUUUGGAAACUCUAUCGAAGGAUGAUUCCAGCAUAAGCGAAGAUGUUUGCCACCUGAAGUAUGAUGAAGGAACAUGCUCAGCCUAUUCAGUGAAAUGGUACUUCAACAUCAACAGUGGGAAAUGUCUCCAGUUCUGGUAUAGCGGAUGCAAUGGGAACGGCAACAGGUUUAAUACUCAAAAUGACUGUGAGAGUCGCUGUCUAAAGGACAGAAAAGCAUCUCCCGGCACCUCCUAAUUGUGAUAUUCAUUGAAGCGAAUGCAUUAAAGGGGCAAUAAGUAGGAUUUUAAGUGUUUUAUUAAUCAAAAUCAAUGUCUUUAUUCAUAAAUAUGUCCUCGUUGGUGUCAAAAUGACCUCUGCCAGUGAUCUGACUUUUGUUUGUAAGCUUAGAAUUUCUUCUCUUUACUUACAUUGAACGGGUAAGUCCAAGGAGGCGUCCAUAUCGUUCCGCCGUAUUGAUAAACUAUAAUAACAGAGAGGGACAAAAAGCACUAGCCUACCAACGCGUUUCUACAACGUGUUUUCAUUCAGAACACGUGAACCAGCUGCAAUGGACAAGGAGAUCAGCGAUUACAUAAUGGCUACCGUAGUUGAAACACGCAUUUGGAAGCUAGUAAGCACUGUUCGUUUCAAUGCAAAAUACAAUUCCACCACUAGAUGGGGGUAGAUCCUACUGAUUGCCCCUUUAAACAUAUGGCUGGGUCCUGACAGAAGUUGUCAAAUGGCAGACCUGCAGGGAAUAAUCAGAAAUUCAGGUUUUAGCUUUAUGGAUUUCUUUAGGUGAGUUAAUACAAACCAAGAUUUAGAUGAUGUUUUUAAAAAAAAGUGCACAAUUUGUUAAAAUUGAAGUUUGUAAUUAAAUGAACUCACAAUUUUGAAACUUUUGUCAAACACUUUAAUCCUCAUUUAUUGUUUGGCCAAGCGGGUUAUAUUGUGGUAAACUCUUGACUAGGUAGCUAAAGUCCUGGAGUUUUUGAACAUUUAGCAGACACUUUUAUCCGGAGCAGCUUGUAAGAAAGGUGAGAAAGACAAUAGAGCGAUUCUUCUUAAGGAGGCAAUAAUAUGACAAGUGCUAUGCAAAGUUACUUUCAGUACAAAAGUUUAUUUCUGACUACUGUAACUGGCCAUAUAUUUGCAUGCAGUUUACAUCAGAGAGUCAAACAAAAAGAAAUUCUUACAAUGCAACUUUAAUGUUGGCUCAUUUUAUUACAUUAAAAAACUUGAACUCCCUUGA